AUGGGUCACCCAACACGUCGUUGCCCCAUCUUCUGCACCGUAGACAUUCCAACCUCAGAGCUAGACAUUUUUCUAAAUAUUACCGAGGAAUACAAGUUCGGUACCCCGCAAGUCUUUCAAAGCGGCGGUUUUGACAUCUCUAAUUGGAUGGUAAUAAUGACCUCGGAAGACGUAUCUGAAAUUCCUCAUUCCUUAACUCAACCGAUUCAGCCUUUCCGAUCGCCAUUCCUUGGAAAGAGCAUUGAGGAGAUUGCUGCAUGGUACGAUGCCAAUAUUAUCCAACCCAAAGUUCCCGGGUUCUAUUCUGGAGCGUUUAUUGUAAUGGAUGAAGAUGCCCUCCAGCAGCAAAUAUGUGCUGUCGUCAACAUGAAGAAAGGCCUCCAAAACAUCGAGCUUCUCGGAUGCGAGUGGAUCCUUGCGUUGCAUAUGGCCAGCAUUCUCAAUUUGAAUCAUCCGUUCGAAGAUGCAGUGAUCGAAAAGUACAUGAGGAACAACAUCCUCAUGACGUUAGAAAAUUUGGAACUAGCCAUGAAUUCAGGACGGUAUUUGGAAGGGAUGGAAGUCAAAAUCAACGAGGAGUGGAAGGACUUCGACAACUGGUGA
Molecule: messenger RNA, 603 nt
Organism: Psilocybe cubensis
Lineage: Eukaryota; Fungi; Basidiomycota; Agaricomycetes; Agaricales; Agrocybaceae
Exons: 2
Coding region: 1-603 (200 amino acids)
Source: RefSeq, a predicted model, not a curated record